AAAAUAGCAUGGGGGGGCAGGGGGUCGGGCUGACUACACACCCCAGUGGAGGGUCYAGAGGAGUCAUGUGGACAAGUUUGACACAGACACAGAUAGCAGAGAGGAGUGGAGAUCCAGUAACCCAACAUAAAGCAGCUGGACUGAGUGAGAACCCGUCUAACUCAGAGGAUCCAAAACAACACUUAAAGGACCGUCUGCCUUCACUUGUCACAUGAACUUGCUGUAAUUGAAGGGCCAAGGCAAACCUAAAGUGGGAACCCAGCAGUUGAUUCUGGACCAUGAAGCUGAGCGUGGCAUUGUUUUUUGCAGGGCUCUUUGGGGCUUUGGCAGCUGUGCUCAUUCUGCUUUCUUUUGGAACGGAUUACUGGCUGCUGGCCUUGGAGACUUGCCAUCCUGACAGCUCGGAUAAAGAGCUGAAAGAUGUGACGCAGGACAGUAAAAAGUCAGUUUCAUACCAUGAGGGUUUCUUUUGGAUGUGCUAUUAUGGUGGCAAYGAUGAAAACCUGGCAUGGGCACAUGGCUUUGCAACCCGGCCUGACUUACAAACCUGCGUGCCUGCCUAUCUCCACUCGUACCCUCAGGUAACAAGUAAUGAGACCGACAGUACCACUGAUUACGCACCUGCCACCAUCUACAGAGGCUUYUGGAGCGUCUUCAUGCUCAUCAGUGUGGCGUCUGUGACUUUCGGUGGGUUUCUCAUCAUCUGUGCUGCUCCGUUUGCAAGCCACUGCUUGUAUAAAGCUGGAGGUGGCCUUUUCCUGAUAUCAGGUUUUUUCCUGCUGUGUUGUGUGGUGUUGUUCRUCUUGUGGUUCCAGCUGUCCGAUGUGAUCGACGUCUACGUGAAGAACCACGCUUCACAGUGUCCAGACUUCCAAGUGACCCUAAGCUAUGGUUUAUCCUUCAUGUUUGCUCCCAUUGGCRUCUUCUUCUCCCUCAUGGCCGGCCUUCUUUUCCUUCUUAUCGGUCGGACUAUCAAGAACAACUGAGGGAAAAAAGCAUAAAAAGCCUCUUAUUUUCAGAGUUUCUGCCACCUGUACACAAGACUCAGUAGAUUAUAGCACAGUUCUUUGGUCUCAGUAAGAACAUCAUUAUCAAAGCAUGCAGAGUAACUUUUAGAUAUUUUGUAUAAAUGCAAAUUCUGAGUGUCCAAGUUUUGGUUUGUGACAUUCAUAAUAUAAAAAUAGUUAAAAAUAUGUMAAAUAAAACACAAAUUUGAGCAAUUGAUAUAAAUUUAUGUUUYACAUAGGAGUCUUUUGUAACCUCGUUAUUUUUAUGUGAUUUUCUGCUCCAAUUUGUUUUUUGAUCUAAAGGUUUGUAAUUCUUGUUGAAGACCUGAAAUAACCUUUUUCUUUUAUCAGAAGUUGUGUUGGGAGUUAAGAGUUUUGGAGCAUGAAAAACAUUUUAAAAAUUGCUCUCUUUUUUCAUAAACACAAAAAUAAACUUGGUCAGCUGCCUUUUUCUACAUUAAACUAAAGAAAUAUAUCGUUUUCAUACAGUUAGGUUCAUGUAUAUUUGGACAGUGACAACAGUUUUCUAAUUUUGGUUUUAGACAUUACCACAAUAAAUUUUAAACAAAACAA
Austrofundulus limnaeus is the source of this 1580-nucleotide messenger RNA. It is a transcript of the gene tmem182a, whose product is annotated as transmembrane protein 182a. Gene Ontology annotation, cellular component: membrane. NCBI's taxonomy places the organism in Eukaryota, Metazoa, Chordata, Actinopteri, Cyprinodontiformes, Rivulidae. The transcript has 5 exons. The coding region runs from base 279 to 986 and encodes 235 amino acids. The record is from RefSeq and is a predicted model, not a curated record.